AGGUGAAGUGGCUGGCGCGCGUGAUGUCCGACCUCGACACGGAAGGACGUCGACAGUUCCUCCGCUUCGUUACCGGGACUCCCCGGCUGCCGAUAGGGGGCUUCGGGGCCCUCCGUCCCCGCCUCACGGUGGUGAAGAAGGAGGUAGACGUGCUUCCGGGGGGCACUCCGGACAGCCACCUGCCAAGCUGCUCUACGUGCCAGGUGUACCUCAAGCUGCCCGCGUACACGUCCAGAGCGGCGCUGGAGGCCAAGCUCAAGCACGCCAUCACCGAAGGACAGGACCACUUCGCCCUCGACUAGGUACAAGACAAGACUAAUCCAACCAGCCCCACCGAAGCCAUCCCCUUCGUGUCGUCCUCAUGCCACGUAGAUUAUCGUUCUUUGCUCGAACUUGGUGGCGUGACUAGUGUUGGGGUUGGGGCAGGCUGAUCGCGCCGUUGUCCGUUAUGGUGGGCCGAGGGCGCUUUUUUCGUUUUCUUUUGCCGCUAGAACAUCAGUCUUUGCUCGAUCUCGGUGCUAUGAGAUUUUUAGUGUUGGGUUGAGGCAGAGGCUGUACUCGCUUUUUUGUCUGUGAGUGAGGUAGGCGAGGGAGGGACUCUUUGUGGUUCUCAUGCCACGUCUCGACGUUCUAGGCAUGUAUGAGUAGUGUUGGGGGGGCAGGGGUCACUUGGUGCUACACAUCGAUAGACAGACUGUAGCACGUGUGUCCAGUUUAUGUAUCGUUGUCGUUUUUGGUCGAUCUCUUGGUAUGAUCGUAGUGUCGGGGGCAGGCAGCAAACAGGCUCGCUUUCUCCCUGCUAGAACAAAUAGUGCUUGUAAUUCCUUGCUGUUGGUGAUGGCUUUUGUGUGCGACUGCUCUCUUUGCGGUGGAAUGGAGAGACAUCUUGGUUGGGUAUGUGGGCAGAGCAUCACCCCACCCGUGUUGCUUCGUCUUCCGCUUGUCGCAGCGGGAACGGUGACUGCCAUGCGUCAUGAGUCGCUGCAACGCUGUUGAUACCACCGAUUAGAAGCUGUGUGGGCAGGCGGCAAGUCUAAUCGCAAUAGACAGUCGCGCGUGUGGGAUAUACAGGAGAAACGAACUCCCGCGUGGGUUUUGGUUUGAACUGAAGUGUUUGUGGUGAUUUAGCUGCUUUGUGCGCGCUGGUUUGUGAAGGGUUGAUUUCAUUGAUCUAGAUCUAGAUGUGACGUGGCCGUUCAGGCACAGAGCAGGUCGACGUCCAUCGAUGGUUUGCGCUUUUGACCUAUACCUGCAUCGUGGUUUUUGUUCGUGUUGAUCCCCGCAGGGUCAAACGUGAGGUCCGUGUUUGUAUCGUCCACGGUCACAUCGAUCGUCCCUCGUGGAGUUUUGUUGCCGGUGGGGGCGGUGCGUACUUCAUUUCCUCGAUUCUUCGCUUUUGUACUACUGUGCCGGUCAUGUUGGAUCUGUGUUUGGCGGUUUGCUACAAUUUCACUGCGCGGGUUCCGAUUAUGUCGUCUCGUUUUGUCAACACGACGAUAGAUGGGCGAGUGUAUGGGUACCAGUAGGUGGUGGUGCUUGUUUUGGGUGUAGUGAGGGGGGUUUAGGUGUCGCUUUUUGUGCCGCGGGGGGAAGAGAUGGACGAUCAGCGUCUCGUGUCUUUCACGGCAGGGAGGACAGAACGGCGAUUUUUCCCGGCAG
Molecule: messenger RNA, 1659 nt
Organism: Ectocarpus siliculosus
Lineage: Eukaryota; Phaeophyceae; Ectocarpales; Ectocarpaceae
Source: the annotation of a GenBank genome assembly